Messenger RNA from Leptomonas pyrrhocoris, 2677 nucleotides. RefSeq lists its product as hypothetical. The record is from RefSeq and is a predicted model, not a curated record. Bases 104 to 2677 code for a protein of 857 amino acids. NCBI's taxonomy places the organism in Eukaryota, Euglenozoa, Kinetoplastea, Trypanosomatida, Trypanosomatidae. The transcript has a single exon.
GGUAAACGAGAAAAGAAGCAGAAGAAGUUGCGUUGCGUUGCGCUUGCGCAAGUAGAAGUGCAUUACAGGUACACCAAACAGUUUUUAGACUUUUAUCGAAGUUAUGUCCCUCGUUGGCGUUGCGAUCGGUCAGGUCGGUGCGACCGAGACGCCGGACCUCUCCCGUGCUGACUACCCGGCCAAUCGCAGCCGCCGUGGCAGCAUCUCAAGCUCCCGCUUCAGCAGCCGUCUGAGCCGGUGCUCCAGUGUGCGGGACGAGGUGCAGUCCCUCGACGAGUUUCUGCGCAAGCAACGCGUCAUUCGCUACAUGCAGGAGGAGCGCGAACGCGGCAAUCGGUCGAAGCUGCUGCGGGAGGAGCACGACGCCUGGGUGGAGUUCCGUGACCAGGAGCGGACGGAGCGCCUGAAGUACAUGACGGAGCAGGAGAUCGUGGAGCUGCUGCAGCGCGAGGCGGACGAGGUGUCGCGCGAGAAGAAGACAACUGAGCAGUCGCACCUGCGCGCCAGCGAAGACGCGCAGCGCCGCCGCCAGAGUGUGAUCGAGAUGCGCCGCCAGCAGGAGGACACGGUACUCGCCCGCCGCAAGAGUGAGGUGCAGGCCGAUGAAGCACGCCGCGCCGCGGAGCGUGAGUCUGCUGCGAAGGAGGAGGCCGUGGCGGAGGCGGAGCGGGUGCAGCUUGCCUCGAAGGAGCUGCGUGACUGCAAGGAGGAGCUGACGGCCAAGUGCAAGCAGCUGGAGGGCGAACUCGCAGAGGCGAAGGCGGCCACGACGCAAGCGCAGCGCUCGCAGAAACGCGCUGAGGAAAACCUCGCAAAGGAGCAGGCGAAGGCGGAGAAGAUGAGAGCCACAAAGGCGGCCAACCAGCAGACGAACGACAAACUGGCGAAAGAACUGGAGGAGGUGCGGAUGCAGCACGCAGCGGUUGAGGCGGAGAAGAAGAAGGGGGACGUCGCAAUGGCGCAGGCCCUCCGCGAUGUGGCGCGAAAGGAGAAGGAGUUGGAGGACUUGAAGAGGCACAACGAGGAACUGCUUGCAGUGCAGGAGGCGCAGAAGGCCGCCACGGAGGCGAAGCUGCGCGCCGCCCCAUCGCGCGACGAGUUGUCCGCGUUGAAAGAGGCGCUAGCGAAGGAGAAGGCGGCACGAAGCGAAGCGGAGUCGGAGGCGGCGCAGGUGCGUGCGCAGGUAGAGGCAUUGCAGCAGCAAGUUGCGGCGGCGAAUACGCCGGAUCCGCAGCAGGAGACGGAGAACGCCCGCAAGAUGAAAGCUGUAGCCGACGACGCCCGCAACGCGCAGGUGGAGCUGCGAAAGGAACGUCAGGCACGUGAGAGGGCCGAGGCCGACGCCGCCGAGGCGAAAGUGGCGCUGGCGCAGGAGCAGGCUGCUCGCGAGAGGGCGGAGAAGGAGGCCCAGAGGGCGCUCGCUGUCCCCGUGCAAACGCCGGCGCCGGCGAAAAAGGCGGAGGCGGACCGCAAGAAACUCGCAGAGGCGGAGAGGAAGUUGGAGGAGAUGCGCGGGGCCAAGGCCCGGGACGAAGAAGAGCUGAACGCCGUGAAGAGUGCGCUCGUGAAGGCUCAUGAAGAUUUGGAGAAGGAGGCCGCCGCGCGGUCCCAAUUUGAGCAGCUCGCUUCUCAGGCAGUAGCCGCUGAGGAUCGCGUGCCGAAGGAAGAGCUGUAUGAAACGCGGAAGAAACUGCUGAAGGCGCAGAAGGAGCGCGACGCGGCACGCAAGGAUGCGACAAGUGCGCAGCAGAACUCGGAAAGGGAACUCGGUGCGUUGAAGGCGUGGUGCGAGCGCCUGCAGGAGCAACUGCGCCAACAGCAGCAACAGCAGGCAAUCCAAACGGACGAUGAGUUCACGCCGCGCACCUCUACACCCACGCCCCAUUCUCGCACCCCGCGCGCUGUGCGGAAACUCCCGCCCAAGGACUUUGCAACGGCCCAGCGCCAAGACGAGGAAAAGGCCGCCAACGAGCAGCGCAUUCGCGAGCUGGAGGCGCAAGUGGCAGGUCUGCAGGACGACCUCAAGGAGAGCCAGGAGCAGGAGGAGAAGGCGCUCGCGGUGGCGGCGAGCGCCAUUAAGGCCGCACAGGCCCCCACCCCCAUGACGCAUCCCAGCUCGAGCAACGCGUCCCCUUCGCGGGCCCAGCGCGGUGCACCGACGAAAGAGCAGAGGGCGCGGGGGAAGGCCGCGAAGGACAAGGGGGACACCGCCGAGAAGGAGAACGCAGAGGUGCGCAGCAAGUACGACGAUCUGCUCAAGUUGCAGAAGCAGUCCGACGCGGCCCUCAAGAGCGCGGAGAAGCAGGUGGAGGAGCAGCACAAACGCAUCGCGCAGCUGGAGGCGGAACUGCAGGAGAAGGCCGCGCGCUCUCCUUCACCCAGGCAGGCGGUUUUAGAGACGCACCAAACGGAACCGAUUGCGGUUGCGGCAGCUUCUGCCAGCGACACCAGCGCUUUGGAGGAGCGCAUCAAGGAGCUGGAACGCUCGCUGAAGGAUGAGCGCGCGGCUCGUGUGGCUGCGGAGAAACAAAUCGAGGAGCUCAAGAAGCGCGCAGCGGCCGCUGAGGCGGAGGCCAAGAAGGCGAAGGAGGCCGUAGUCAAGGCAGAGGAGAAGUACGGCGCCUCGGGUGCUGGUGCAGAGAGCAAGCCAAAGAAGGCAAAGAGCAGCUGCUGCUGA